Molecule: messenger RNA, 6197 nt
Organism: Spirometra erinaceieuropaei
Lineage: Eukaryota; Metazoa; Platyhelminthes; Cestoda; Diphyllobothriidea; Diphyllobothriidae
Source: the annotation of a GenBank genome assembly
AUGGUGGACUCAGCAGAUCGUUUUGAUUACCUUUUCAAAUUUCUCAUAAUUGGAAAUGCUAGUUGUGGAAAAACCUGCAUACUGCGCCGUUACACUGAGAGAAAAUUCUUUCCAAAUACACAACACACCAUUGGGGCUGAAUUUGGCAGUAAAAUUGUAAAUGUUGACGGCACCUAUGUGAAGAUUCAAAUAUGGGAUACAGCAGGUUGGACAUAUUUUGCUUUUCAUUGCUUAAGUUGCCACCUGUUUGAGGCAGGAAGCAGAAUAUUAUUUUACGCAUUGUGGUGUGUAACCCAGUUUGGUUAGCCGAACAACUGUUAUGCUCAUAACACGUGUGCACAAAUCCCCAUGUUAGUACUUACCCACCUAGCAAUGCAUUGCGGUCCAGGACUGCUUGUACUAUGUUCAUGCGAAUCAGCUUAGGCCCUGCUGUGUGCUAUGCCAACAGCCUCCCCCUAAUCGAUCGUCCAGAUCGCGCCGUGUGACUUAAUGCAAUAUAGCGUAAUUUCGUACACAUCAUUAGGACCGGCAGCGGCUACUUUGCGUUACGCUUUCCUAAGAUGAAAAAGAAGGUAACAGUCAACCCCGCUGUAUCCUCGUUUAAGCAUCUUAACGACAAGGACAUCAUUUCGCCGUUUUGCUUUUGCAUGGUCAUUUCGUUACUACAUCGUAAUUGACAGUAUCUAUCACCUACAGCUUAUGUGCGGCGUUUGUAUGAAAUUGAGGACAGGGUUUUUUAAAUGUAUUUUCUGACCUUCAUAUGCCUGAUUCAAAGUAGAUGGCCCACGCUGGGAGGUUGCUUAGUCGAUGCGACCCCGUUGUCCACUUUAAGAGCGGCAUUAAUAAAUGUGCUGGGGCAAUGCUGUACGAGUAGACAUUUCACGGUCUUGGAAAGUCUCAUAAUUGGGAACUUCUUCAAAACUGAAAGACUUCCUCUCCAAGCAUAAAAUUCUAAGAAGACGUAAUUUGCUACCAAAUGAGUAAAGGAAAGAAUAUCUUUGUACAUGUUUUCUGUGGAAUAUAUUUUAAUUUUUAGCAGCAUUAAAACUCAAAGGGGAACUUCACACUGCUCAAACAGUCACUUUUUACGGGAUACAGUUUACGCGGGCGGUCAAUUAGGGACUCGUUCGAAGCCCGGUAUCCUGAUGUGACUGGAAUGUCUUGGUAUUAUGCGACAUGAUAAAUAACAUGACAACCAUACUUAAAUCGUCUUUUAGGAUUGAAAACACAUUUCCGAAUUUCGGUUAACAUUUCAUACGAUAGCACACCUACUGUACUUAUCCUUCAUCUGUUUGGCUCAUCCAUAACAUCAAAAAUAUGUUCUUUUCUGUGCCUAGGUUACCUUUUGCCAUAUCCCUUAUUUACAUUAUUUAGGCCAAGAGCGUUUUCGGUCAAUGGCAAGAUCUUACUAUCGAGACGCAGUAGGUACACUUCUGGUGUACGACGUCACCAAUCGUCAGUCUUUUGAUGCCGUUGGCCAAUGGUUAAGCGACGCAAGGCAGUUGGCUAGUCCCAACGUCGUCGUAAUCUUGGUUGGCAAUAAAAAGGAUUUACAGGUGCGUUGUUUUUGUUCUUGAAAUCAUCAUUAUUCGUACUGUACGGCUGGUAUCUACAGUUGCUUACAGUAAACUGGAUCAGCUGUUUAUUUAAAACAAAUUUUAAAGGCAUGUAUACACCAGAUUUUGUUCCGUCGGCAGUUUGGUUGGACAAGAUUGAGGGGAAGAAGAAGAUACGAUCACCGGAACGGUCGUGACUGUCUCUGAUGAUGGGUCAGGUGAGACUCCGGAACGUCAGGCCAAUAAAUUUCUUGUUCCAGUGAUCCCAUCUUCUUCUGAACUUCCUCCUGAAACUUGUCUGUUCGAUUUUAUCAGCCAGGUCGGAAGGAUUGUUUGCAUUUUAGACGGGACGUAGCAGCCUAUUGACCGAAAUCCGGCUUAAGUGGCCUGCAUGGACAAUUUUCGUCUCCAAACCACACUAAUAGGUCAACCGUAAGAAUUCACAAGUAUAGGACACGUGGUGGGGUCCAGUCGCUGGGACUGAUAAUUCACAGGUGAUUUGUCAAGGGGCGGAUGUUUGGCGAGGCGGAAGAACCAGAGCGGCGCCUUUGACGUCUAUCGGUAAUUAAGCAUUUUCCGAUUAAUGACAAAUGACCUUUAUUCUGUUCAAUCACUUAUUCACGCCGCUCGCUCGGGAACAUUCAUUGUAGCUGCUACCGCUCUGGUCAUACCUGAUCUAGUCGACCCCGACGGUGACACGAAUCAUGUCUCUCGGUAUACAGCUCUCUGCAGCAAUCAAUCAGGAAAGCACAACCUACUCUCUUCUCCAGCUAUGGAAGCUGAAUAUCAAAUGCCUAAGAACUGUUUGUCUGUCUUGACGGACUGUGCUGGGACAGGUUUUGAAGUUACCCCUUCCGGGUGUACAGCGAUAUUUGAUUAGCGACAACGACAUUAAACUCGUAGGGCGGUCGACGAAAAACGUAGCCUAGCCACCCCAGUCGUUUUGAAUGGUUGAUGAUGUUCUUGUGAUGCUGUCACAGUGCGCGCGGGCCGUCUCAUUCGACACGAAACGGGUGUACUUCACUCGAUGAAUGUUUCCCGGACAACACUGAUUAGUCACAUCCGCUUUCACUUGUCGUUUAUUUACACAACCCAACAUUCACAAGCGUAAAAGGGGGCCUUACGAACGAGCGCCAGGCACACGCAGAUUUCUGUGGCGAUGGAGAUUUCGCUUACAGUCCAUAGACACCAUCCGGGAAUUACGAAGAUCCUGUCACCUACAUCGGUUUGCGAGACGCAGCCAUCCUUAGUCCUUCUAUCCGGCUUCAACUUCACCUUAAGGUAUUCGAGAUUGGCUUCUUCCAGUUGACAGUCAUCAAACCCCAGGGGUAUCUUCUCGUGGUCAGGAAUGUAGCUCAAAAACACUGGUCUUCUUAGCCCCCAUGAUUUAGCGAAUUCACCCGCGACGCCAAGAACUGUAGUGCCAAAGCGUGAGGCUAGCAGAGCGAUAUCGCCAGCAUAGUCUAGGCCAGUCAACCGGCGCCCGGACGCGUGUUCAACACCGUCAAAACCCCUUAGGUUCCAUUCGAGGAUCCAGCAAAAAGCGCAAUCGAACAGAAUGGGCGGCAGGAUACGACACUGUCGAACGUCAGACCCGACAUCGACCGACUGAUAGAGAUUGUUUCGUAGUAUAACAUGCACUGGUGGGGCGAUGACCGACCUUGAUCUUGGAGAUUAUCUUCGCCCCAUACCGUCUACAGUCUUUAUCCGCUACGGAAACUCAUGAUGGGUGGAAUAGCUGCGACGAAAUAAAAGCUAUCUGUCGGUUGCUGGUAGCCACGGCGAGAUUCAACACCGCGCCGUGGCGUCAAUCCAGUCUGUGCAUCUGCAUUCAGCUUAGAGCCUGGCCUGAUUUGCUCUAGUCCUCGACUCAUGCACACCAUGGACUAGCCCGAAAGUGACAACGGCAAAGACCUCUGCAGAAAAUUUGAUGACACCUUUGUCACGGUGGUUCUCGCACCUUGUCUUAACACCCUUCUUGAGGAUUGGCACAGGAUGUCACGAGAAGGCUUAAGUCGAGCUGGCGAAAUCUUCUUUGCGGAGCCUGGCGCUUACGAGAACUGAGUCGUUGAGAAAAUUAUAUCAAAUCGCCCAUAGACCCUGGCAGAUCCAAAAUGCAGUGAAGAUGAAGUGUCUGGCCGAGAUAAUAGUAGAUUUUUAAAGUCAUGAGACCACUGGACCGCGCGUACUCAUAAGCUGUAGUUUCAGGCCACUGUGGGUGCUGUGCACCAUUGAAGACCUGAAACACACAGAAUAUUAUAGGAGAACUGAGCUAGACCACUUCUUCUGUCGUCCGGCCUGCACGAAAUGUUGUUGAGUUAAACUGGGUCGCCAACGAUAAUGAUUCGGCCGCGUUGACCUCUAACAGCGCCAUCGUUUGAGAAAUUCACUUGUGUAAGGGAUGGCAGCCUUGUGACGUCAGCCUCUGAUCACCCCUAUUUCCUGCGGAGUUGCAUGGUCAACCACGACAGCCCUUCACAGUAACGAUAUCAUUUGCAGAUUUGUUUGCAGCGAAUAAGGAGAAAGCGUCAAGGUGCACUAUACGGUCUUCCCCAUGCCAACCCUUCAUAAACUGACACGCAAAUUUGCCCCGCAAUGCGCUUGCGCUCAACGUAUGUUCCUGCCGUUCGUUCCAAAGUACUUAAAGUGCGGAGGAUUUUUGUUAUUUGAUAAACGGUCGUUCUUAUACUCAAGAAUUUGUCCUCCCAACCUGUUAUCGAGGUCUAAUAUGUGCCAUAGUUCUUUCAUGCAGCUCGGCUGACUGAUGCAACUGCCUACUCGAGCCAAGCUAAGUUACCUCGAUGUCAUCCGAUUAACCGAAUCUCGUAUUUUUAUUGUUUUAAUCGACUUAGCGGUCGAUUAAUGAAAGUACGCUUUUAUCUGUGUGAACUUCAAGCAACACAGAAGUAUCGACUCCUGUGUGCUAUUAUUCUUUCAAGGGGCAGAAUAGCUCAUUUCAGAAAAGUUUAUAGACUGCUAGCAAGGUUAGACACCGAAAGGCCAGUCAACGGACUUGCCGUUGGAGCUCACGUAUCCCCGUAUUGUUGAUGACCUUUGGCCUAGCUUUACUGAUGUUGCCUUAACAAUGGAUAACAGUGGACAGUUUUGGUCCUGUUAACUGUUUCUUCGUUGUUAGCUUGAGUCGCGAACAAUGAAUAGGUGAAAAUGCUCCCAAAACGCCUCGAAUUACUCCUACUCUCUACACGAUGGCCGCUCAUCUCCUUGCACGAAAACUGUGAUUACUUUCAAACACACGCCGUUUAGUAGACUCAUCAGCUGUCUCCACUAUUCCAGUUGCCAACAUCCACUAAGAAUUUUAACGAAGCAGUAACACUGCAUGAGACGAGCUCGACAGCAAAAGCGUAGUUAGCAGAUUAAGUUCAUUGGAACUUAUCGUAGAGCGACAUGUCGAUAAUAAGAGUUGCAGAAUUGCACUUCUCCUGCAGCUGCUAAAAUUCUGUCUCGAGGCGUAUUUCACACGUACUUCCCCACACACUAAAACAUAAAAUGCCCUCUAAUUGGGUUUCCGCUCUCGUCGUUGAGAAUGUUUUUGGAAAAUUGGGUCGGCGCCGUUGCUUUGGUUUCGAUAGACCAACCGCACUUUCAGCAUUGUCAAACAAAAAGUUGUUUUACAAUUCUACGAUAUCUUAGGUGUCAUCUCUAUUGCUUCCUUUCUUCACUUGGGGAGGAGAGAGCAGCCAUGUACCUUUCUUUGACCUCUUUGUACACCGUAGAGAUGAAGAGAUUCUUGGGGCAACACUGCGAAAGAACACAGUCAGUGCGUUCAAAAUCCCGAGUUACUACUGUAAUCACCUGCCACGUGUCGGGUUCUGCGGUCACAUCUUGACUCACGAGUCUUGAAGGUCAAGACAGACGGUGAGUGGAUACGAGUGACAGCACCGACGUAAACGAUAAGAAAUCAAUUAACAUUGGUGCGAUUGCGGGUGCCAACUUCAUUGAGAAGAUUUACAGCCGCUCACAUCUGUCGCCUGCCAUGUCUGAGGGGAGGGAGGAGACAGUCGUCUCGAUGAGACCCACUAGCGCAAUCAUGGGCAUUGUUUAAUACGACGGAACGCGAUAUCACCGUAUCCUCUGACGUUUGAAAUCUGCUUGGUUCCGAAAUGCCAAAAAAUGAACAUAAGGUUUAUGGGGUCCCAUCACUGUAAUUUGGAGUAACUGUGCGGAGUGGGGGGGGGGCAGCUAAACUGGACGGUAACUCGUCCCUUUAUGCGUCUUUUUGCGUUCACUCUGGCCCCCGGAUUCUUUGUUCAGUCUCCUUCCUGUUAUGUUUGAAGAGACUUCCUACGCCGAUGGUUAUUCUGAUUCUCUAUUUUUUUUCGCCCAUAGGAUACGGAUGGUCAGGUGACUCAUUGGGAGGCAAACGCGUUCGCUCAAGAAAACGACAUGCAACUGGUUGAAACUUCCGCUUUGACUGGUGAAAAUGUGGACGAGGCGUUUACUCAAUGCCUGCGCACCCUGCUAGCUAAAGUGAAGAGCGGUGAAAUGGACCCUGAUAGACUGGGUGGUUGUAAGCCACACGGCGUUACCCUGGCGGCCAGUAGUCCUGCCGCUCGCACUUCCUCCAACUCUCCCCGACCCCAAUUCUCAAGUCUUGCGUCCUCCGGUAAUUGCACCUGCUGA